AUGGAUCUUCUAAGCGCUCUGCACCAGCACCGAAACACGGAACAUUAUCUCAUUCAUCAGUGUUUUCCCUUGCUGGAAACUAAAUUGAAUGCUGCGGAAAUUGAAAUCUCACGCUGGCAACAACGCGCCUUCACCGCAGAAAGCAAGAUUAAGUAUCUGGAACAGCAGCUAAGGGAAAGAGAAAAGCAAACCGACGACAGUAAAACUGCCAGCAAUGUCCAGCAUCAAGUCAUGAUGAAAACUGGCGCCGUGAUGGGUGAAGUCAUAUGGAAAUCGUUCAAAAACCACACCACCGUAAAAAUGCUGGUAGAAGCUGAAGAAACGAUGAACAAAUACUGUGCCCUCUCUCAGGGCAUCGUGGAAUCAUUUUUGGGCUCGUACGACGGUAACAUUCCUCCGCAGAAAUCGUUGGAACACGUUUUCGUCAUUUCUGUGUUGGGGGCACUGACGAACCUGGCCGCUUUCGACGAGGGACGCUCGUUUCUGGCCAAAGGACAACCGGGGCUGGUGCUGUUGACGAAACUGUUGCAAGAACAGGAACAUUGGGGCAUCGCCCCCGGGCGGUACCUGAAACGGAUGACGCUAACUUUCACCUACAACUUCUCGCUGGUUGACAAAGUGGCCUACUUUAUACUGAGCGAAGAGAAACUGCUAAACGCGGUGCUAAAGUGCGUUCGUCCGAACGACGAACCAAGUGAUGUGGUCGGUGCUGCUGUGGCAAUCAUUUAUCGUUUGCUGAUGGUUUCGCAGCAGGCGGGCAUUCCAACGGCGUUGCCGGAAAAGAUACCAAUGCAGUUGGUAAAAUCUAUGACCACAUCUUCCGAUGUGAAACUUGUAGAAAUAUCAAACAAUCUCAUUUGUCUUAUGGAAUCAGGUAUCGCUUCCCGUUGA
Molecule: messenger RNA, 891 nt
Organism: Anopheles cruzii
Lineage: Eukaryota; Metazoa; Arthropoda; Insecta; Diptera; Culicidae
Exons: 4
Coding region: 1-891 (296 amino acids)
Cellular component (GO): cytosol
Source: RefSeq, a predicted model, not a curated record